This is a messenger RNA of Paralichthys olivaceus (Japanese flounder), 4267 nucleotides long. RefSeq names its product coiled-coil domain containing 92Ba (gene ccdc92ba). Lineage: Eukaryota; Metazoa; Chordata; Actinopteri; Pleuronectiformes; Paralichthyidae. The record is from RefSeq and is a predicted model, not a curated record.
UUCACAGCAUUUCCGAGCUCAGCGUCCACAGCAGCCUGACGUGUGGGUGUGCGGGAGAUGAGGAGCAGACGCAUGCAUGUCGAAGAAUAUAUAUUUGAAAACAUGGGCUGCGCACCUCAUCCUCGGACUUUGAAAACAUGACGCAUGACGCGGACGUCGCAGCGGUUUCUCCAGAGCGCAGCGGUGGUCGGGCAUUUUAACGCAGCUCUCCAGCCUCUUGUUCCCCCUCCUGCUGGGAUCAGACAGCGUCACAUGCGGCUGAGACGCACUCAGAUAACAUGUCUAUGGAUGAGAACCGCAGCCUGCAUGAUCUGGACCAGCGCUGGAGACCAGCAUGCCCGCACCGGAGGACGUUUUUCUAACGAUUGCAAACCACAUCUCUUAAAUUUUGGUACUUGACAUCAAUUAUAAGCCUGCAGCCAUGGCUGAUGAGAGCAGCAGCGUGUCCCAGCAGAUAAGGAGUGUGGAGAGGAGCAUGGUGUUCCUCCGGCAGGAGCACCUCACUUUGCUCCACGGUCUCCACCUAGAGAUCCUCUCCCUGCAGAAACGAUGCUCAGAAUUGACGAGUGAGCUGAAGGUGGUUCCUUCAGGCAGAAGCCAAUUAGAGUUACAGGAGGAAGAGGAACUCCUGGAAGCCCACUGUCGCGAUGUGGAGAACCGGCUUGAAGAUCAGGAUUGCACCUUAGGAGAGCUGCGUAAAGAGCUGACUCACAAAGGGGCUUUGGUGGGAGCCCUCAGAGCCAAUCUCAAAGAAAAAGAGCGCCAUUUCCUGGAGGAGCUCAAACGCCGCAGCCACUGCUCGACCAUCCUCAACACAGAGCUGCAGAAACAAACAGAGGCAGCAGCGUACCUCUCCUUCCAGCUGCACGCUGCGAGGCAGAAACUGCACCACCAGCGGAUGCAGCAGAGGCAAGUGCUCCUCGCCAGGGCCAACAUUCAGGGGGCCCAGUACAGUGCUGAGCAGAACCCUGUUUCUCCACACAUGCCGUCAGGAGCCUCCCCUUCCUCCCCUGUGGUUAAACCGAAGCGUAAGAGCAGCAGGGCAUCUUCGAGGGUGGAGCGUGCCCGGGAGUGCGUUCCCAUAGAGAGAGUGACGGGCCCUGCAGAGCCCACAGCCAUGCCGGACCCUGCGCUCUUCCUUCACCCUCGAAGGCAAAGAGCUCGAUCCAGGCACACUGUGGCACAGAGACAGCCCCCACUCUGCAUGGAUGAGGAGGAAGGAGGUGGGGAGGGGCCAGUGGAGCCCCAAGAUGAAGCUGCCAGACUGAUGUCUUCAGCUACAGUGCCCCCUGCUGCUGAGACGAAGGCAGACUAGGAACUACAGUGACUUGUGCUUUUAACUGCAGUGUGAUCACUGUAUUAAUAUAAUGUCAGACUGUUAAUGCUGUUAACUGUUGUUCUGCACCUUGACUCAAUUGAUACAGAGACUGGGUUUAGCUAUUGAAUUAUAUUACACUUAUCAUAGAAAAUUUUUUAGAUGGACUUUGAUAUAACCUCAAUCAACAAAGAGAAACUCAGUGAGUAUCACUUCUUAAAUUAAAUCAGAUCUAUCUGUUUACACUGCUGCCACAUGCUCUGUAUACUGUGGGGCCUUAUUAUAAAGCAAUCCCUUUUAGAUUUACGGUGAGGGUGCGUUUGAAGAGGGCAGCAGCCAUUUUGGGUGGACUACGAGCCAGGCUGUGUGGCCCGACCAACUGUGACCUUUCAUGCCAACCAUAAAUCACUCCAUGUGGCCACAUGUUGAGAAUAGCUGAAGUAAGGGGCACGUCCUGUGUGAUGUCCUCCAUGUGAUCAUUUUAAGGAAGAUAUAUUUCACAUUUGGUUACAUUUUGAAUUUGUGAAGUUGAACACCACUCUGUUACCAUAUUGUUUCAUUGUGUUUUACAUUUUAUAUCUUAUUUACAGAAUAUAUAUUCUGAUUGGCCCUAAAACCCAACAACAGACGAAAGUGCUCCAGAAGACAGAAUUAACAGGCUGUUGCAUUUUAAAUUACAAGGGCACUUGGACAGCACAUAACUUCUCCAAGGUGCCCUCUCUCACCAUGCUUAAGAGAGUGAAAUAAUCGCCUGUUUAUCCAGAUCUCCAAAUUGUAAUGUGGAGCUUUGUCGGUUCAUGCCUCACCUAUCCACACAAUUCCAUGGGCUGGUAGGUGGAUAAAAAGUUCAGUUAGUUGUUGUGACUGUUGCCCAGUGCAUUCUUUCCCUCCAGGGCUGAACACACAGUAUGUAUUUAUGUUACUCAAAGUUACACACCAAGACAUUUGCAACUUCUCCUCUGUAGUGACUGUUUUGUAUAAAUAGACCACAAUUCAGGUUACAAUCAGUUGGCUUCAGGUGUGGUUUGUGUAAUAAACACACACACUACUACUUCUUCAGCUCAUUUGUGGUUGAGGUUGUUGGGGUGGUGGGUUUUUUUCACCUCAGGAAAAAUGGACAAACAGGAGCAUAACUGUAGGUCCAGUUCUGUUUUCAGCUGAAGGAUGGUCUGUACCUGCACUUUGUUCAUUUUCUGUUUCACACAAAUCCCCAAAGAUACUUUAAAAUACAAGACGGCCGGCUCAGCUGAACAUGAAUGGAGUGUACAUGAGUCCACUGUCAUGUGCACAUGGUUGCCCCAGGUGUAACAAUGAGCAAAUGGCAUCUUGGGAAAAGGAAGCAGUAGAAAGAAAAUCAAACUAACACUUUCAAUGACUGUAUUUAAUGCAGGACAUACUUUUCGUGUUAUCGCUUACAUGUAUGAGUGCUGAUUAUUAAUUCAAUGUUCUGAUGAAUACCCCACUGUAGCUGCUGCCUUACUAUAGAGGAGAAUUGAUGUUAGCAAAGCAGGACUGUGAACAAAAUAUGGAAACGUAUAUAUGACAUUUCUCUACUCAAGUAGUGUGUCCUUUUGUUUCUACUACACUUUUAUAAGAUGCUGUGGGGUUUGCAUAUAAAGGUUUUUCUUGAUUUGAACGUAUUUUAUCCGGUCAACACUUGAGCCAGGAUGUGACUGAACAUCAGUAACUCUGACACAAGCUAAUUCUGAAUUUAAUUGUGGUUAGUUGCUGUGAGGCUUUUCUUGCCUUCUACAGCUACUGGUUAGAAGUAUAGGAUCCUAUUUUAGUAGUAAAUGUUCAAUAAAGCAAUAUAUCAAUAUAUUUAUAUAUUAUUAGUAGGUUACAUCCACUGGAUUAAGUACACUUGAAGUGUUAAAAUAGAUUAUUAAGAUUGUUUAACUUUGUAUAUUGCAACUGUAUGUUUUGCUGAAUAUUUUUCUGAAUUGAUUUUUAAAAAGUUCUGUUGAUUUGUCACAUAAUUAAUUGUGUUACAGUUUACAGGAGGCAUGUAGGAAUCAAGGAUAUGCUGUGUGUAAAGCUGCUUUAAGCAAACGGGCAUAUGUAUGCAGCAUGAGACUGUCUGGAUGAAACAUUGACUUCUUUUUUAGCAAAAAUGCAAAUGUACCGAGGGUUUUCGUUCACCUCUGAGCUGGUAUCUAUUAGCAUAACUGUGCACUAUUCUUCCUUGAGUUUUAUGAGACAGUUUAGAGCUGUCUUCUUCAAAACUGUAUUUUUUCCCAAGAGACUGUUAGACCUCAUGACAUCAUCACUCCACUUGUCAUCCAAACGAAACGACAGGUAGAUUAAACUCUCCACCUUCGUGUACACUGAUUUCACAUUUCACACUUCAGUAUUAUGUAACAUCUCUGAUGAAUAAUCAAAAUAGUGGCUGCUGUAUAUGCACCCGAGCUGCAGUUUCUGCAAAUCUGAGACUGAUCAUUUGUUUGUCGGCUUUGAGGGAAAAAUGCUAAUGAGCCAAAUAGGCCCACCACCAAAAUGAACACAAAGACAAAUGGUGUGGUGUCUUUAUGAAGAUGUCUUUUCAUGAAUAUUUCAGCUAAAGGGAGUAAAUCUUCACUGCCUCAUUUUUUCCUAAUCUUUAGAGCAUGUCUAACUUCAUUACUCAAACACUACAAGAAAUGUGAUAAUUUACUCACGCCCACAGAGGACGUCUUCCAUCUUUCUAAAUGCCUAUAUCAUAACUCUAAUCCUCAUAAUAAAGAUGCAUCUCUGUCUCAUCCUGGUUGAGGUCAACAUUUUUAUUUUUAGGGUUAUGUUACAUGGGCUCUAGCAAUAAUGCUGUGUGGUACCCAAUGUUGGAAGCAGAGGUGCUGCUCUGGGUCUUUCUACGGUUUUUGGUCAUUGGGAGAGCACAAGCUACUGACUGGUUACCGCAUAUACUGUGUUAAGCUUCCUAUACUGAUCUACUGUACAUAUAAUUGGAAUAAAAUG